GUGAUAACACUGACAUUUUCGUCAGUGUGUUUGGCGUCAAAGCAUAUUGUUUUGUUCCCCGAUGAUGAAAGCAAUUUGCAAGUGGCACAUGGAAAAAUAUCUGCCGAAAAGAGCCUCAACCUUAACUUCUAUGAAGAUUGUAUUGAUAGAGAUUUGGGCGUGUGUACACCAAAAACAAAAGGCAACGAAAACUAUUUGCGUUACUUUUCAAAAUCAGAGAAGCCAGAAUGUCAGAAUUACGAGCAAGUAGCUCAAUCGUUGAACGAUGUCUUGCAAUUUUGUGUCGAUAUGGAGGGAAGUUCUUGGUAUGGAGGCGCCGAAGUGACUUUUCAACAUUGGCCACUAAACAAUAUUAACUGGACGAAUAAUCCAUACGUAACCAAAUCAUCGGGCGACCAAGCCGUCAUCGAGUCUUAUUUCUUCAACUCUGACGGAUAUUAUAUCUAUAUCGACGAGUCGGUUCCUCUAUUUGUAGAUAUAAACGGUCCGCGACCGGGUCAGAUGUGCUUUACAUCCAAAGUCGAAGCUCCGUAUAGAAAAACCAGAAAUGUGAUGCUGUACCGAAUUUGCAAGUACAAAAACGCUCGAGUAGCACACGAAAGAGCCAUUAAAGAUUUCCUCGGCAUGCCUUCGAAAAUUCCUGAUCCGUACGUCGUAAAGUAUCCGAUUUGGUCUACAUGGGCGAGGUACAAAGUCAACGUCAACACGUCGUCUGUCCGAGAAUUUGCUCAAGAAAUCGUCGACCACGGAUUCCCCAGAGGUACAAUGGAAAUCGAUGACAACUGGGAAACUUGCUACGGUAGUGCAGAAUUUAAUAUGUCGAGAUUUGCGAACAUAUCGGGACUCGUCAAAGACUUGAAAUCAAUAGGUUUCAAGACGUCUUUGUGGACACAUCCGUUCAUAAAUUUGGAAUGUCCUACUCACGAGACGGUCAAACAGAAGGGAUACUUUGUGAAAAGUACAUCAGGCACAGUGAAUUCCACGUGGUGGAAUGGCAAUGGCUCUUACAUAGACUUCACAAAUCCCGAAGCAGCAACUUGGUGGUCUAAUGGUCUACGUGAUUUACUUGCAAAAUCUGGUAUCGACACAUUCAAGUUUGAUGCAGGAGAAACCAGUUGGAGCCCACAACUUCCAGAAUAUUACGAUAACGAUCUGACCUACUACCCCGAUAACAUCGUAAACGCAUAUCUCAAAACGCUUGUGCCUUUUGGUAACGGUAUUGAGUACAGAGUAUCAAGGAGAAGUCAAGAAUUCGGUGGUCUCUUACGGAUGAUCGACCGUGAGUCUCGCUGGGAUUACAGACUCGGACUACCCACAUUGAUAACAGCUCUGAUACAAAUGAAUAUGAUCGGAUAUCCGUUUGUAUUGCCCGACAUGAUCGGCGGAAACGGUUACUACAAUGCACCGCCUUCCAAAGAGAUGUACAUCAGAUGGAUGCAAGCAAACGUAUUCAUGCCGGUCGUACAAUUUUCGUACACGCCUUGGGAUUUUGACCAACAGACGGUAGAUGUAUGCAGGAAUUUAAUGAAUCUCCGCGCUAAGUAUACAGACACCAUUAUCGAGCUGAUGAGAAGUAGUGUAGGUAAGGGUAGUCCACUGAAUCCUCCAGUCUGGUGGAUCGACCCCACAGAUCCCGUUGCACAAACAAUUGCCGACGAAUAUCUUUUGGGCGAAAAUAUUCUUGUCGCUCCAGUGAUUGUCCAAGGCGCUACAUCCCGAGAUGUCUACUUGCCUUCUGGGAUAUGGAGGGAUGAGAACCAUCCAAAUUCACAUCUGAUCACCGGUAGAAAGUGGUUGCGUAAUUACCCUGCCAAGCUCGAUGUUCUUCCGUGGUUUACCAGAGUUAAAGCGUUUCACCAUAUUUUCCAAUGAAUAGGUAUACAUACAAUAGGUAUACAGCCAUGUUACUUUUGAAUACAAUUUUAUAAAUUUUAUUUUCUGAAUGUACAAACAACAAUUA
Molecule: messenger RNA, 1960 nt
Organism: Acyrthosiphon pisum (pea aphid)
Lineage: Eukaryota; Metazoa; Arthropoda; Insecta; Hemiptera; Aphididae
Product: myogenesis-regulating glycosidase-like
Exons: 7
Biological process (GO): carbohydrate metabolic process
Molecular function (GO): hydrolase activity, hydrolyzing O-glycosyl compounds
Source: RefSeq, a predicted model, not a curated record